This is a messenger RNA of Macrobrachium nipponense, 16413 nucleotides long. Its product is annotated as midasin-like. The record is from RefSeq and is a predicted model, not a curated record. Gene Ontology annotation, cellular component: nucleus; preribosome, large subunit precursor. Gene Ontology annotation, molecular function: ATP hydrolysis activity; ATP binding. NCBI's taxonomy places the organism in Eukaryota, Metazoa, Arthropoda, Malacostraca, Decapoda, Palaemonidae. Gene Ontology annotation, biological process: ribosomal large subunit export from nucleus; ribosomal large subunit assembly.
GUCAACACAACACAUGGUUUCUCACGUUGUGGUUUGAUCUCCAAGAAAUGAAGCCACGUUGUCUUCCUUAGAAACUUCAGUUAUGGAUACCGACCCGGGUAUAUUUAGAAGACAAAUUGAAAAGCUCAGUCAGGUGGAUAAAAAGUGUGCCGAGGUCUUCGAAAAAUAUCUGAAACAAGAUGUCUGGGCUUCAAAUGACUGGGAAUUGCUUCUCAGGACUACUGGGCAAUCUCUUCUUGAUCCUGGAUUAACAUUAUUGAUUGGUACUCAUUUAAGACCAUGGAUUUUAGAACUACUAGGACGUGCUCAAUUUGCAGCAACCAAAUCACUACAAACAGGAGGGGGUAGUGAACUUCAUAUUGCUCUCUGUGUUGCAUUAAGCAAGCUUAUAACCAUUAGCAGGGAUGUACAGAGAUUUGCUCUGAAAUUUUUCCAAAAGUCUGCACCUCCAUAUGAGAAAAAGUCCAUUGAACCAGUUGAACCAAGCCCUAAAAGAAGGAAGAAGCAGAAAUUGAAUUAUACCUUGACAGAACGAGACAUAAUCCGUGCUACAUAUGAUUUACUUGCUCACAUGGGAAAUGAUUUGAUUCAUACCUGGAAGUGGGCAGAUUUAUUAGCUUAUGUGACCCAUGAUGUAGAGGAAAUCAGAUGGCUAGUUUGCAAUUGCAUCGCAGUAUUAUCUAAAAUGAGCGAGGUUGAGAGGGAAUCUUUCAUUAUCAAGUAUGUUAAUUUGGAAGCACAUCAUCGAUUAAGCGUCGAGAGUGGAAUUUUGCAUAAUGUGUGUAUGCCUGCAAUAUUGGAGGGAGAAGAUCACAUUGAAGAAUUACUUGCUUUAAAGCAUAUUGCAACUGUUGGAGGAGUUUCACUACCCAUCUUUAGUAAGAAGAAUGUGAAAAGGGGACAUUUGGUGACAGUUUCAUCCACUGAACGCAACCUAGAGGGAGUUGCCAUUGCUGUUAGUCAAGGCCAUCCCGUUUUGAUAGAAGGUGUUGUUGGAAGUGGGAAAACUUCUGUGGUGGAACAUCUAGCUGCAGUUACAGGGAGAACAGUUCCUCCACUUUUGACCAAAGUUCAACUGGGAGAUCAGACAGAUAGUAAAACAUUGCUUGGCACAUACUGUUGCACUCAGGUCCCUGGAGAAUUUGUUUGGCGGCCUGGAUCACUCACACAGGCUGUAACGAAAGGGUAUUGGCUUCUCCUAGAGGACCUUGACUAUGCUCCUAUGGAUGUUAUAUCUGUUUUGGUUCCACUUUUAGAAUCUAGGACUCUUCCAGUACCAGGUUAUGGAAAUGUUCGGGCUCAUCCUUCCUUUCAGCUGUUUGCUACUCGUCGGACUUUGGGUGGCGCCAGGAUUGUCAGUGGCUGCACAAAACUUCUUGACAAGUUGUGGACUAAAGUUACUCUUGAAACAUUAUCACGUUCUGAACUAGAGCAUCUUGUCUCCUCAAAGUGGCCAGAAUUACAAAGCAUUUCAGACAGACUCACAGCUACAUAUCUUAUGCUUUCUGCUGGUCAGCAUGAUGAUGAUGUAGCAUUAGAGAGUGGAUCAGGUAUUCCAGACAUGACAGCUAUGAAGCUGUCAGGCAGGUUGGUAUCUACACGUGACUUGAUGAAAUGGUGUUCAAGAGUUAAUGCCCAUCUUAAAACUUCGGAUGUAACCCUGGCAACUAGGGCUUUUCAGGAAGCACUUGAUUGUUUCUGUGCUGCAGUUCCAGUUCUGAAUACAAGAUAUUCGUUUGCACUACAAAUUGGUUCUUACAUGAACUCAUCUAAAGCAGAAGUAGACUACUAUUGCACAAAAUACAAGCCAGAGAUAAUGCACAAUACUAAUAAUCUGAAAAUUGGUCAGAGAGGGAAUUUACCAAAGAAAGCAGUCAGUGCUUUGUCUACUAGUAAAACCAAAAAUGUCACUUUUUCGUUCACUAGACCUGCAUCUCUCUUAUUGGAAAGAAUAGCUGUGGCUGUCAGUAAUUAUGAACCAGUUUUGCUGGUAGGAGAAACAGGAACUGGCAAAACCUCAACUGUACAGUAUUUAGCCCAGCAGACAAAACACAAGCUAAGGGUUAUAAACAUGAACCAGCAGAGUGAUUCGACUGAUCUCUUGGGAGGCUUUAAACCCGUGGAAAUGAAAACUAUUGUGUCACCUCUGCGGCAAGAAUUUGAAGAUCUCUUUGCUGCUACAUUUUCAUCUUCAAAGAACAAUAAAUUUCUACAGCAUAUCAUGGUGUGCUAUGUUAACCAGAGGUGGAAAGAUCUUUUUGCACUAAUGUCACAUACUCAAGAGAAAGCCAUUAAUAAAUUGAAGGAGUCUGUUGUUGAAGAUGCCACAGAAGAACAGGCGGCAAUCAGUGUGGAAAAUAAAGAUUUAUUGAGUAAAUGGAAAAAAAUGCGCAUCAAAAUUGCCAAUAUGAAGGAACAAGUGGAGCAAGCUCAAAGUGCACUAGCAUUUGCAUUUAUUGAGGGAGCUCUUGUAAAAGCUGUUCAAGAAGGUGAGUGGGUGCUCCUUGAUGAGAUCAAUUUAGCCAGUGCAGAAACUUUGGAGUGUUUGUCAGGUCUCUUGGAAUCUGAAUCUGGGUCCCUGAUCCUUUUAGAGAGAGGUGAUAAUAAACCUGUGGAGAGGCAUCCUGACUUUAGACUCUUUGCUUGCAUGAAUCCAGCCACAGAUGUUGGUAAAAAAGAAUUGCCAGCUGGUAUUCGCAACAGGUUUACUGAAUUUUUCAUGGAUGAAUUAGAAGACAACUUGGAUAUUAUGAUACUGAUUAAUGAUUAUCUUGUUAAGUUAGGGCCAUCAAGCAAGCAGAUACAAGGAAUUAAGGAUUUUUAUAAAAAAGUAAAGAAGAGGGCAUCCACAUCAUUGACUGAUGGAACUGGUCACAAACCUCACUUCAGCUUGCGAACCCUUUGUAGAGCUUUAGCUGUGGCUGCAAAGAAUCCUUGUCUAAACUUUCGCCGAUCUUUAUAUGAAUCUUUUUGUUUAUCAUUCUUAACGCAACUUGAUAGAACAUCUCACCCUGCUGUGGUCUCUCUCAUCAUAACUCAUGUCAUGGGUAUAGAACCCUCAGAAGCUGAAUCUAGUAGGAAGAAAAAAUUACCUUUGGAUCCCAUACCAGCACCAAACUCUGGCAAAUGUAUUGAAAUUGAAGGAUACUGGGUACCACAAGGGGAUUGUGAGCCUGAUUCUAUGCAGAAUUAUAUCAUCACUGAAACAGUGAAGAAAAACCUUCAUGAUUUGGUACGUGUUGUUAGUAUAGGUCGUUUCCCAGUUCUUCUCCAAGGUGAAACAUCAGUAGGCAAGACAUCAUUAAUCACUUACCUUGCUCGUCUUACUGGAAAUAGAUGUGUCCGUAUCAACAAUCAUGAGCACACGGAUUUGCAAGAGUAUGUUGGUUCCUAUGCACCUGAUGAGAAUGGGAAGCUUAUCUUUAAAGAAGGUAUCUUGGUGAAAGCAAUGCGUAGAGGAUAUUGGAUCAUUUUAGAUGAGUUAAAUUUAGCUCCAACAGAUGUGCUGGAAGCUUUGAAUAGACUUCUGGAUGAUAACCGUGAAUUAUUCAUACCUGAAACUCAGGAGACUGUCAGAGCACACAAGCAUUUUAUGUUAUUUGCCACACAGAAUCCUCCUGGUUUAUAUGGUGGACGAAAGGUGUUGUCUCGUGCUUUCCGCAACAGAUUUGUGGAGCUACAUUUUGAUGAAAUUCCUCCAUCAGAACUAGAAGUGAUACUACACAUGAGGUGUGAGGUGCCUUUGUCAUACAGUAAAAAAAUGGUUUCUGUUCUCAAGGAGUUGCAAAAAAUGAGAAGAGGCUCAAAUAUUUUCCAGGGGAAACAAUCUUUCAUCACUCUUCGAGAUCUUUUUCGUUGGGCUGAACGUUAUCGUCUUGCUCCAAAACAAGAAGCCAAAUUUUAUGAUUGGGAUCAACAUCUUGCAGAUGAAGGAUAUCUUAUUCUAGCAGGAAGAGUCCGAGCUGAAGAAGAAUGUGAAGAUAUUAGAAAGGUAAUUGAAAAGCAGAUGAAGAAGAAGGUUUUGAAGGAAAAUCUUUUCAACCUAACAGAAACUACAUCACCAGUAACAAAACUGUAUUUGGAGCAGAUGUCAACCAUGAAAGGGUUUGAGCAUGUUGUAUGGACUCAAGAUAUGCGACGCCUUUACAUAUUGGUUGCAAAAGCAUUAUCUUUUGGAGAGCCUGUCUUAUUAGUUGGUGAAACUGGCUGUGGGAAAACAACAGUUUGUCAGAUGAUUGCAGCUAAGAAUCAGCAGGACCUUUAUACUAUCAACUGUCAUAUGCAUACAGAAGGAACAGAUUUCCUUGGUGGUUUGCGACCAGUGCGAUCCCAUGAGGAUGAUGACAGGCUGUUCGAAUGGGUGGAUGGCCCAUUAAUAUUGUCUAUGAGAAAUGGUGGUAUGUUUCUAGCCGAUGAGAUAUCACUUGCAGAUGACAGUGUUUUGGAAAGAUUGAAUUCUGUCCUUGAGCCUGAGAGGAUGUUAGUUUUAGCUGAAAAAGGAACAGAUGAAGUGAUGAAUGCCAACAGCCCAGAGAUCAUUUAUGCUGAGCAACGGUUCCGUCUCAUAGGCACAAUGAACCCUGGUGGAGAUUAUGGAAAGAAGGAACUUUCUCCAGCUCUGAGAAAUCGUUUUACAGAAAUUUGGUGCCCUAAAGUUGAAAUUGGAAGAAUUUCAGCAGAUGUAAUUAACAUCAUCGAACAUAAUGUUAGAAAUGACUUGAUAUUAACACAUGAAGAUCCUUCAAGUGGAUUCGGCAAAGCAAUGGUUCAGUUCCUGGAGCACUUUACAAAAACAGAACUUGGUAAAAAGUGCAUAAUUAGUAUAAGAGAUAUCCUGUCAUGGGUUUAUUUCAUUAACAAAGUGACCACUGCUCCGAUUUUCCUUGACCCUGGACUGGCAUAUAUCCAUGGAGCAUGCCUUAUUUUGCUGGAUGGCCUUGGAUCUGGACUCACCGGAAGCAGUAUCUCAGGGUGGAAACAGUUAAGAGAAGCAAGCCUUAAUUAUCUUACCCAGCAGGUUUGGCAGAAGAUGGGUAAGAAACCAGAGAGAAAAACACUGAAUGAAGCAUUUAUUGGAGAAUUGCAUCUGAUCAACAAAAACGGCAAGUUUGGAAUUGAGCCAUUUGUAAUUAGUGCAGGGCCACAAAAGGAUGUGAAUACCGGAAUGUUUAGCUUUGAUGCACCGAGGACGUGUGUGAACUUGUUACGCUUGUUACGUGGAUUACAGCUACCUAAGCCAAUUCUGUUGGAAGGAAGCCCAGGAGUAGGAAAGACCAGCUUAGUUAUGGCUCUUGCAAAGGCAUCAGGCAAUGGUAUUACUAGAAUUAAUCUAUCUGAGCAAACAGAUGUGAGUGAUCUCUUUGGUGCAGAUUUACCUGUUGAAGGAGGAAAGGGAGGCCAGUUUGCUUGGCAUGAUGGGCCACUUUUACAGGCACUUCGAUAUGGGAAUUGGAUUGUUCUUGAUGAGCUUAAUUUGGCCUCACAGUCUGUGCUUGAGGGUUUGAAUGCUUGCUUUGACCAUCGUGGUGAAAUAUUUGUUCCAGAAUUGGGCCGAACAUUCCGAGUGGAAUAUCAGACGACAAAGAUAUUUGCUUGCCAGAAUCCUCAACAUCAAGGAGGUGCUCGGAAAGGACUUCCCAAGUCAUUUUUGAAUAGAUUCACACAGGUACAUGUAGAACCGCUUUCAUCAUCAGAUUUGGAGUUUAUCUUGCGGACAAUGUAUGCUUCUGUCCCAAAAGAAAUCAUAACAAAAAUGGUGGAAUAUAAUCAUUUACUAUGUCAAGAGAUCAUAGUAGAAGGUUCCUGGGGACACCGUGGAGGCCCAUGGGAGUUAAACCUAAGAGAUCUAUUCAGAUGGUGCGAUGUCAUGACUAAGCACCAGUCAACUGAAAAAUAUAAUCCUGGAGAAUAUGUAGCUCUGAUAUAUUCAGAUCGAAUGCGAACUAAAGAAGACAAAGACAGUGUUUUGGCUCUCUAUGAUCGUGUCUUUGGUGAGAAGUUUCCAUCUUAUAGGAGUGUGGGACAAUUUUAUAUCACAGGCGCCUCACUUCAAGUUGGGCAUUCAUUCAUAGAGAGGAAGAUUGAUGGCAAUGAUAGUGAGGAAGAUAGUAGUGGUAACCUGUAUAUGAUUCAUCAUCAGCUACCAGUCCUCGAGUCUCUCAUUACAUGUGUCAAUAUGAACUGGAUGGCUCUUUUGAUUGGUGACUCUGGUGUUGGUAAGACUUCUGUUGUUAAGCUUUUAGCCAGCGUACUAAACAAACGCCUUUUGACCUUCACCGUUAACUCUGAUAUGGAUGUUACAGAACUUUUAGGAGGAUUUCAACAGGUUGAUUUUGGGCGUGAAUUGGGAGAGGCUGUGAAUGAUGCGGGCACUUGCGUUUGGUCAUCAGUACGCAAACAGUUAUUGGAUGGAAAUUUUGGACUGGCUAAGGAACUGUUGAACAUAUGGGAUAGGCUUGUAACAGCUUAUAACUCCAAGGCUGUUAGGACAACAUCUGAAGAAAUAGCACACUUUCAUGAUCAGUGUGAUAUUUUAACUGAACUUUUAGAUACACUGAUUGAGAAGAAGCCGCUUACAGACGUCAGUUUUUCCAUCAAAAAGGGGAAGAAGAGAAUGAUUAGGCAAGAAAUGAAUGGACAUGAUGGAUUAGGUGCACAACAAAAGAAGAAGAAGAAAGUCCAGCAGACAAAUGGAUGGUCUGAAAUGAACAUUAUUCCAGAUCAAGUUAAGAGACUCAGAGAUUUAGUUCUUAAACUCAAAGAACGAGUUCAGGUUGCAGGAGGAGUAUCUGGUGGUGGCACUUUUCACUGGGUUGACUCUAUCCUUGUGAAGGCUGUUCGUGAUGGAGACUGGUUACUAAUAGAUGGAGUGAAUGUUUGUUCUGCAUCUGUCUUGGAUCGACUAAAUGCAAUGUUAGAGCCAGGUGGUGUUUUGGCAAUUAGUGAGAGAGGUGUUGUGGAUGGUGCUGUUCCCAGUAUUACUCCACACCGAAACUUCAGGCUAUUCUUGGCAAUGGACCCCCAGUAUGGAGAGAUUUCAAGGGCUAUGCGAAAUCGUGGUUUGGAGAUCUGUCCCCUUGAAGCUUGGGAGUUGAGUUUGGAUAUUAGAUCAUUGCUGCAGCAGAGUGGAUUGUACUCUCCUGAGUUACAAAACAAGCUUACUAAUUUACAUCAUAGUGUUAAUGAAGCCCUUCCAGUUUAUGAACAGUUAGGCAUAAGUCAUCUAAAACGAGUAGCAUCUGUUACCAGUCAUUUGAUGCAGUCUGGGUUUCAAGAAGAAAUUGCCCUCACGAAAGCUGCUAUGCUUGUUUAUUUUAGAUCACAAGGAAAACCAGAUAUUCGUGACAACAUAAACAAGGUUAUUAGUAACGUCAUAAAUGCAACUAAAACCACUACAAAUAUACCUUUCCCUAAAUUCGAAAAUCAGGUGAUGAGCAUAAGAAGUCUCAAAAGUGGAAGUGACAUAGCAUAUAUCAAGACCAAAGGAUCACUUCUCCAUACUUAUCUUUUGAGUGUUUUGUAUCCAGAACUUUCUAGGGAAUGGACAGCAUCAGUCUUGCCUCCACCUUGCUCAGUACCUUCUGAUAAACAACACAUGAUACAGUGCCUCACCUUAAUUCUUUCAUCGACACCUGUGCAUGACUGGCCCUUAUUGCAUACCUGGAUAGCUCAUAUGAGUCAUGAGAUACCUGCAGAAGUAUCCCAUCUAUGCCAGUUGGCAGUUGUUGCUGUACAUCAUGUGCAUUCAGUAGCACCAAAGCAGUUACUUAAAGCUUUAACUCAGAAUAUGAAUAAAAUACACACUUUUGAUCCAAGACAUAACAUGCAAGCACUUGCUACAGAAAUGGGGAAUGACAUUGGUGUUACUGAAAGUCUUGCUAACAAAGCAGCUCUGUGGUUAUGGCGUACACUUAGCCAGUUUUGCAGGGAGUACCACAUGAGUACAGAUCUCAAAGGUGGUAGCUGCAAGGUUGAUUCAAUGACAGUACUGGAAAUGUCUGAGGCAGUAACCAAGGGUAUAAUAAGCAAAAGUUCUGUCAUGCAUAAGUCUGUUUUAUAUCUGGCACCAGUGUUAAAAUCCCUGCAUGAGAUGAUUAUCAGUUUUUGUAGCAAUAUACAGAUUUCACUUUCAAAUGUAGAGUGGGGAAGUUUAGUUGCUGCUGUGCGUUGGACAGACCGCCUUGUUGAACUGUGUGAUCAGGUAGUAGAAAAGUCUGCGUUUCACUUGUUUGUCCCACAGUUAGCUCUUCACUGGCAGUGGGUCAUUGAGGAAUUGCUAAACAGAAUGCCAAACUCAUGGAGGGAAUUGGUACCUUCUGAAGUGAAAGAAUUGGUUAAUACUUUGCAGCGAGUUUUUGACAGACAAUUUGGUGCUUUAGAUAAAUUGGCAAUUGACAUUCGGAGCUGUACAUCUCCUGCACCUUUCACAUCACCUUUUUCAUCAGAUGCUCACUCUCGACUGGUGGAUAUUUCAACUGCACUGAGUCCUGUGCCAGGUAAUCAUAGAAUUAAUGUAUUUCUGGCUUCAGUUGAAGGUAGAGAAAUAUGCCAAACAUUAGUACUUUUGUCAAACGAAGUAGAAGCCCUUAAUUCUUAUUCAGUGAUGAGCAUGGAUGAAAAACUUACUACAAUUGAGGACAAAUUGCAAAGAAAGUGUUUCAACAAGGAUUUCUCUCAUGAUGCCUUUAAAGCUGGCAUCUUGUCUCUACUGAUACAGACUUGGCCUUUACAUGAUUUUGUAGCACUGAUGACAUUAUUGAGUAGAAGGGAAUUUGUAGAUUCUUCCCAUAUCCAGAGUGUCAUUGCCAGAGGACCAGGAAUCUAUAAAGAAUUAGUAGCAUGUUUGUCAGGACCAUCUAUUAGGUCCCCUGCUGUAAUUAAUGUUCAUAGCUAUUUAGCACUAAGGAGAUGCACUUCAUCUCAUUUCACUAAGCUGUACUUGAAUUAUUCUGUUGGAACGUCAGAAGAGGAACUCGAGGAGCAAAUUAGGGAUGCAAAGGAUAUGUACAUUCACCCGGCUUCCUGUCAGUUAACAUAUAUCUUAUCAGCUGGAAGUAACAAACUGAAUCCUAAAUCAGAGAGUAUUAUAGAGGAAGUUGUAGCUGGUGUUCAUGUGGAAAAGGUAGGACAGCUAAAGUCAGUUCAAGCAACAUUAUGGAACAACUGGCUUUCACUUAUCAACCCAGAUGUAAGUUAUGAAGCUUCCUUUAUCAAAGUUGUGAUUGGAUUCUUAACAUCAACUCUAGGAUCACUUGCUUCAGUGUUAGGGAUUUCAUCAGAUUGCACCACCGAGUUUCAGGAUGUUGAAAGUGCAUCAGCUUUAGCUACCAAGCUCGCAAGUUCAGAUCAUAAGUGUCUGUCAGAUUCUAUGAAAAGCCAGUUACAUGUCAUCUCAGAACUAGCAAAGAAGUUUUCUCCUUGUUCAGAUAAUGAAGAAAAAUCUUUUGUAGCAGCUCAAAUGGCCGUAGUCCUUGCAUUAUUCCAGACCACUUUCAUUGCACGUAUGGAGCCAGUUGAUCCGGCAAAACGUAGCAGCCUUUUACUUCAGUACUCUCAAGAAGAGCUUCAAGAUUUAGAAUCAUAUUCAGCUUUCUCUGGUUGGCUAAAUUAUUUACGUGGAGGUUUAGGGCAUGGUAGUAAGUCAAUGUGUCAUCCUCAUGUACCAUUAGUUGAAGAAAAAUGUAAUGUUUUGAAGGCUGAAGUUGCUCAGUUAAGUCAGCAAAUUGCAGUUCGGCCAGAUCCUCCUACUUAUCAUUUCCUCCUACAGGACAUUGAACAUUUUAUGUCCACAGUGUUUUUACCUGAAAAGAUUCAGAGCCUUUUGGAUGGUUUUGUAUCUGCAAAGAUGACCUGUGAUGUUCCAUUUGAUAUCAAAGGUAGAUUAGAGCGAUUACUGCACUCCUGUGAUAAUUUUAUUACCAAAGUUGUACAGCAGUAUCCAUUGUAUCGGGACUUGAUAUAUCCAUUGCUGCAAACAGUAACAUUAACUUGUGAAUCUCUGCUCUUAAUGAGUGUUAGUGCAAAUCAUAGAGCUGUCAAUCUUCAAUGUGGUAUUGAUUUGGGACAUUGUCUUGCUAAGUAUUGUUCUUUCCCACCUCAUAGGGAACCAACAAAGCCUUUAGAGUUUUUGAAGGAACGUGCUAGUGUUAUCAAAGCUGCAUCAGUAUUGCUUCCUGAAGAUAAGUAUCCUGGACAAGUUAAAACAGUGCAGAAUAUCAUAAUGCGAGCUACGGUCCUUGACUUGGUAAAUGCUAUUCAUGUUAACAGAUAUUUGACAGAUCACACUAUUGAGCUUACUACAGAGCUUUUUGGACUAGUUACAUGUAUAUGGCAGCAACAGGAAGAACAGAAGGCUUUAAAAUCAGAGGAAGAAGAAAAUUUAUAUCGCUAUAAACCUCGUACUUUAGCAGCCUCAGAAACAGAAGAAGAAGAACAAGAACGGGAAUUUAAGGAGGCUUUCCCUGCUUAUUACCAUGAAUUUGAUGAUUUAGAGGGGCCAGAUUUAAAUGAACCUAAGAAAGUGGAUGAACCUGUCAUAGAUGAUUGGGGAGAUGUCCCUGUUGGCUCUUUAACAGAUGAACAAAUGUAUGAAAUGAGUGAAUGGCACAGGAUCAUCUUCACAUCCCAAAUUGAUACCUCAUGGCUCUCAGCCAUUGAUAAUAAAGCCAAAAUAUCUAACCAGCUAAUUUCAGCAGCAAUGUUGAGGUUGCAUGUUUUGAAACUAAUAGUAGGAAAUGUUGGUGCUAUAACCAGUAAUAAAUUAGAUCAUUCAACAGUAGGUGCGCACAUUUUGAACAAUUAUACCUCAUGUGCCAUUCUUACAGAUGAUCAAACACCAUCCAUACUUACUCCUAUUUAUGACAUAUAUCAAGAUCCAAAUCCUCAAGAAGCAUUGAAAGUUCGCCCUCUUCUUCUACCAGUUCAUGAACGCGUCAAUGAGUUGCUCUUCCAGUGGCCAGAUCACCCCAGCCUUAAUAUGAUAAACGUAGUGAUAAGGAGGGUGUUGGCAUUUCCUUUAACAUCACCUCUUAUGAGACACGUAGUGGGCUUGGAGACAUUACUAGAUAAAUCGCAAGAGUGGGAAAAAAAUGCUCAUUCAAGAGUAUCUCUAAUGGAUCAAUUGCAACCUGUAACACGCCAGAUAAUCGAAUGGCGAAAAAUGGAGCUACAGGCAUGGCGCUCUUGUCUUGACGCUGUUACUCAGAAAGUAAGCUUGCAGGGUCGUAAAUGGUGGCCUCAUCUAUUUAAUAUGUUUCAAGCAAGUCUUACCGAAACUGUGUCUAUUGUAGAAGUUGCAACAACACUCAAAAAGUAUUUUGAGACAUCUCUUCUUGGUGACUUCAAGACACGGCUAGACCUUUUGUAUGCCUUCCACUGUAAUCUGACUGUAUUAGAGAAGAGCAAAGUUAAAAACAGACUUUUAGCUUUAACUUGGAAUUUUUACCACUAUUAUUUGCAAUUUUUGCCACAAGUAACAGCUAAUCUCUCGAAAGCUAGAUUACCAAUUGAAAAAGAUGUAAAAUCAUAUGUGAAAAUUGCCCGUUGGAAUGACAUCAACUUCUUUUCUGUUCGUGAGUCUGUGGUUAAAAGCCAAAGAAUUUUACACCGUCACAUGAGAAGCUGGGAAAAAACCUUAAAGUCACCCGUUUCACCAGUGCUGUGUGAUACCUCCUCAGAACUAAGUCAUGAUCAUACUGGUGCUUGGGAUAAAGAACAUAAUCAAGAGGUGCAUGCUUUAAUAAUGCCUAAAAUUCCUAAGUCACCUGGCGAUGUCAUCUGUUUCACCAUGUUAACAGAUAAAAUUGUGUUGAGUAAGUUAUCAUCAUUUACCAAUCGUUGCCAUAGUCUUAUAAGCAAGAUUUUAGGUAAGAAUCAUUACUCAUCAAACAUAGAUUCACUUGAUGAGUUUACAGUAAACGUUAUCAGCAAUUAUCAGGAUCUUCAACAAGCAGCUACAAAGGCAGAAAGUGUGCCAGAAAAGGAAGUGAGAUUACAACAGCUGCGUAACGUCAUGCAACGGCGACGUGAUUCUCUUGCUCAUUUAUUCAAGUACCUUAAUAUUCUUGGUGUUUCUUACACACGUGGUAACAGUAUAUGGGAUGAAAGUGAUAUUGACAAGUGUUUUGGAUCCAAGCCAGUGGAUGUUAAUGUAGCUCAUAAAGAUAUACCUGAAUCCAAAGCAGCAUGUGAGGCUUGGUCAGGGUGUGUGAAAUACUUGAACCGUUCCAUUGCUCGCCAUUCACUUUUGCUGACAUCACUCCAACAAGCUCACAAAGACUUGGGCCCUGAAAUGAUAAAGCGUUUGCAGGGAAUAGCAUGUCAUCUGUUUUUGUUGGCUCGUAAUCAGAACAAAUCUAUAUCUGACCUUAGUGAUCAUACAAGAGAAUUGCACUGCAUUUUACAUGACAUCAAGAAUGUUGACUUAAAUCCACCUCCACCCUCUGCUAUGUUAAAUUGCUGGGAACAACUUCACACCUUGAAUACAGCUCUUAACGUCGGUAUAAGUGAAGUGAACAUUAUCUUGAACACUGUGAGUAGUUCCUCCCCUUUAUUGUUAAUAGAAGAAAGCCCAGAGGUACCUGAUCAAAUGAAACUUGAAGAGGCUAAGUGCAUACUAGAGGACAUUGGGAAGUCAUUACCUGCUUUUGUAAGAAAAUAUUCUGAGUAUGUCAAUCACUUUGAAAAUGGCACUCAUCUUGUGACACCAGUUUUCAUCAAAAGGUUAAGGGGCGCUAUUAGAAGAACUGUAGAGGACACAGAGAAAAUUAAAAAAGUUAUCAGCCUUUUGUCUGUGGGUGAUGAAAGAGAGUUUCCAGUGACAAAAACACUUUCGAAGUGGAUUAGUGUUUGGGAAUCAAAGAAGGUUGAACUGAGUGCAUUUGUUGAAAAUAGUUUUCUGGAAGGAGCUAAAGAACCACAGCAAGAAGUUUGUAAUGUGACAAAAAAUGUCAGUGUAUUAGAGUCUUGUUUAGCAUACAUUUUGCUAGCAGUUGAAAACAUAUACAAGAGACAUCAUUUAAGAGAAAGGGAGACAGAUCAAAGUGAAGAUGGCUUUGAAAAGAAAAUGAUUCGGAAAGGAUUGGUAGAAGAUUUGGAGGCUGACAGGAAGGAUCUUCAUCUAAAGCAGGUUCUUUGUAUGCUGAAAGCACUGUUGAAAGAAUCUGAGGAACCUCAACUUUUAUUAAUGUUGAAAGCCACUUCACCGCUACUGGAACAGUAUUUUUGUAUGUGUGAGUCUGUAUUUGUAUUUAUUGUCAACAGUAACAGGUCACUAACUAAAUUUACUUCCAUUCUUCAAGCUAUAUUUCAGCAUCUUGCACUGAAAGGAUUUUGUCGUCCUCAAGAACUGGAAGAGGAGGAAGCUGGAGGGGAAGGUGGUACAAGCUUUGAAAACUCUGAUGGUACCGGUCUGGGAGAGGGGGAGGGUAAGAAAGAUAUGUCUGACCGCUUGGAAUCGGAAGAUCAGCUUGAGUCUGCACUCAGAGAAGGUGAAACAGAGGAAUCUGGAGAUCAGGAUUUGCCUGAGGAUGAGAAAGGUGUAGAGAUGAGUGGCGACUUUGAAGGAAAAUUGCAAGAUGUUGACCAACAGGAAAGGGAUAAUGAUGAUGAUGACAAUGAAAGUGGCAGUGAUGAUGAAGAUCAUGAAAAGCAAAUGGGAGAAACUGAAAAAGGUGCAGAGCAGUUAGAUAAAAAACUUUGGGGUGAUGAUGAUGAAGGUGGUGAUGAUGAUGAUGAGGAUGAGGAUAAAGAUUUAAAUGAAGAUGAUGGUGAAGGAGAGGGAGAACAAAGAGAGUCCAAAAUGGUAGCUAAAGAUGAUAAUAUAAGUAAAAAAGAAAAAGAUAAGGAAAGGAAAGAGAAGGAAAAACUGGAGGAAAUGGAAGAUACACGACAAGAAAACACAAUGGCUGAUGAUGGAGUAGAAUAUGAUGAUAAUUUUGCAGAUCCUUAUGCUGGUGAGGAAAAUAAUCCAAAUGAUCAAGAGGAGGAAGAAAAUUUGGAUUUAGAUGAUGAAAUGGUUUUAGAUGACAAAGACGCUGAUGCAGAGGAUGAAGAGGAGGAUGGGGACCAGUUUGACAUUCCAGAAAUGGGCGUUUUCCCAGAAGAGGAACGUGAAACAAAAGAGAAAGAAGAAGGACAGGAAGAAGAAGAAAAAGAUGAAGUUGAAGACUCUAGUAAAACCGAUGCUAAAACAGACAAAGGAAAUUCAGACCAUAGUGAUGAUGAGGAGAAAGAGAAAGAGGGUGAAGAUGAAAACGGUGAAGAUUCUUCUGAAAAUAAGCCAGAUAACCGACAAGUAGGGAUAGAAGAAGUAAAUGAUGAUGUGGAGCAGCAGCAGCAAGAGGAAGAAUCUGCCGAAGCAUCUGAAGAUAAAGAGAGCAAAAGUAAAAAGGCAGAAGCAGCAGAAAUGGACACAACUGAGGGCAGCAAGGAUGAAACAAAGGAAAGACCCAAGACAGAGACAGGUGGCCAACGAGAGGAAGACAAAGAUGAAGAACAGGAUGAACAAGGUCAGAUGGGAGAAGAGACAGAGGAACAAGAAGGAGUAGGUGAAUCUGAGAGUCGAACUCGGGAUGAGUCUCACAAGGGUGAAAGCUCAGCUCUAGUAACAAAAACAUCUGCAAGUGAUCAAGCUGACAUGGAGAAACCACGUAAGCCAGGAGAGACCAAUGAGGAUAGGACUCUUGGUGACAAUGAAAAAUCUAUCCAGCAUGGUCUCAUGACAAAGGAAAAACACCGACAUGAAAACAGAGAAAAGGAUGAAACUCGUAAGAAUGAUAAAGAAGAAGAGGACAGUGAGCAAAAAAAGAGCUCUUCAUAUGAGCACAUAAGCAAAGCUGAUGACCACAUGGAUGCUCAGAUGGUUGAUGCAGGCACUCAGGAGCAAGCACAGGAAGCCCCUGCACCUGCAGAUAGACAAGAUGAGGAGAAGGAAGAAGAAGAAGAAGAAAUGAUGGAGACACCUAUGGAGGUGGAAGAAGAAGAGACAGGAGUUGCCGAUGCAGAAAAAGAAGCUCUUGGGCAAGCAGGGGAAAAGAAUGAUGAUCAGGGUAAAGAUGAAACUCUGGAUCCUCAGGGUGAUGGUGAAACAUAUAUGGAAACUGAGGGAGAGGUUAUAUUAGAGUCAACUGUAGAAAGACCACCAGAGACAUAUUUCCACACUUUGUUGCCUGAAGAAAAUGAAGAGGACAUAGAGGAUGCAGACUUUGAUGAGAAUGUUGAAGGAACACGUCGCCAGAUAGAAGUCACAAAGAGUCAAAACGCAGAAGAAUAUAGUUCAAGUUGGUCUCGGCAAGAAGCUCGUGUAGCACCCAUGGCACUACAGUUGUGUGAACAGUUACGUCUAAUAUUGGAACCGACACAGUCUUCGAGAUUAAAGGGGGAUUAUAGGACUGGUAAAAGGCUUAACAUGCGUAAAGUUAUACCUUACAUUGCAUCAGAGUUUCGCAAAGAUAAGAUAUGGUUAAGACGUACUCAACCCUCUAAGCGAACUUAUCAAAUUUUGGUUGCUGUGGAUGAUUCCGAGUCCAUGAUUGAUGUUAAUGCUGGAAGUCUUGCCAUAGAGAGUAUUGCACUGGUAACAAGAGCAUUAACUUUGCUUGAAGCUGGAGAAGUAGGUGUUAUUAGUUUUGGAGCAUCAACUCGAAUUUUGCAUCCACUUGAUCAGCCGUUUAGUGAAGCUGCUGGUAGCCAGGUUCUCUCAAACUUGAAGUUUGACCAAAAAGUAACAGACUUUGCUCGUUUGCUGGAGGAUAGUGUUGCUCUCCUAACUUGUUCUCGGCAAAGUAGCAGUCAUGGAAACCCAGAUACAGCCCAGCUGUUAUUGAUUCUUAGUGAUGGACAAACUCAUACACGAUCUAAAGCCGUAAAGGCUGCUGUGAGGGCUGCAAGAGCCAACAGAAUAUUUAUAGUAUUCCUAGUCUUAGAUGCAAAGGAUAACAAGUACUCUUUUUAUGAUAUCUUAGUGUAUAAUGAUGGAAAAAUGACCAAUUUAGUAGAUUCAUUCCCCUUCCCCUUUUUCCUUGUUGUUAGAGACAUUAAUACAUUACCAGAUGCUUUGUGUACUGCUCUGAGACAGUGGUUUGAACUUGUAACUGCAGAUGCAGCACAUUAAGAAAGUGAGUAGUUACUGGAGCAAUGUUGUAUAAUAUUCUUAAUGUCACAUAUUAAUAGAAAUUUUUUUAUAAUGUUAUACUGUUUUUGUUAAAUUAGCAAAGUUUACUUGCUUACUUGCUUACUUUGUAAAUGAAAUCAAGAAGUAGAGAUGACUAGCUAUGUUUUGCAUUAGAAUUACAGCAUGUUCCAGUACUAAAGUGUGAUUUAACCAAAAGAGGUGUGAGGUAUCAGACUAUUGUUUGUAGAAAUUACGUUUGCAUUCAGAGUUGACUAUUUUUCAGUAAUAAAUGUUCCAAACAA